AUGGUUCAUCUAAAAAAAGUUUUAUCAGAACAACUGGGAAUUGGAAUUGGAACUAUUUAUCAAACAAUUUUGGAGUACAAACGGUCCAAAACAAUUUCAUCUCCUAAUAGAACCAAAAAGUUUAUAAAUGUGAAGGAUAAGGUAGAUGAUUUUGAUAAAUAUGCAAUAAGACGGAAGAUACAUAAAUUUUGGUGUGACCGCGAGUUCCCGACGUUAGACAAAAUACUCCAAGUUGUUAACGAAGAUGAGGACUUACCUGAUUUCUCUCGUACCUCAAUGUACAGAUUAGUAAAAUCUAUGGACUUUGUGUACGUGAAACAAGGCCGUAAUAGCGCUUUAAUAGAAAAAACUGAAAUCGUCGAUUGGCGGAGGCGAUAUUUAAGGGCGUAUUGCGAUAUCGAGAGGAGGGUCGGCCAAUAUAUUAUUUGGACGAAACUUGGGUCAAUGCUGGUGACGUUCCAUACAAAGUUUGGUGCGAUAAAUCGGUCAAAUCAGCGAGAGAUGCGACUUCAAAGGGCCUUACAACCGGUGCAGUAA
Molecule: messenger RNA, 537 nt
Organism: Macrosiphum euphorbiae (potato aphid)
Lineage: Eukaryota; Metazoa; Arthropoda; Insecta; Hemiptera; Aphididae
Source: the annotation of a GenBank genome assembly